Molecule: messenger RNA, 1854 nt
Organism: Caenorhabditis elegans
Lineage: Eukaryota; Metazoa; Nematoda; Chromadorea; Rhabditida; Rhabditidae
Gene: cct-4
Product: T-complex protein 1 subunit delta
Exons: 5
Coding region: 2-1624 (540 amino acids)
Biological process (GO): protein folding
Cellular component (GO): cytoplasm
Molecular function (GO): ATP-dependent protein folding chaperone; ATP binding; ATP hydrolysis activity
Source: RefSeq, marked reviewed
GAUGCCACCAGCAGUUCCAGCCGCAGCUGCAACAGCCCGACAAUCGGCUUCCGGUCGCGAGCGCAAUUUCAAGGAUAAGGACAAGCCAGAGAGUGUUCGCAAUAGUAACAUCGUUGCUGCAAAAGCUGUUGCUGAUGCCGUCCGUACAUCCUUGGGUCCAAGAGGAAUGGACAAAAUGAUUCAGUCCGGGAAUGGGGAUGUUACCAUCACCAAUGACGGGGCUACCAUCUUGAACCAAAUGAGUGUCAUUCAUCCAACUGCUAAGAUGCUCGUCGAACUUUCAAAAGCUCAAGAUAUCGAAGCUGGAGAUGGAACAACUACUGUCGUUGUUAUGGCUGGAGCUCUUCUUGAUGCUGCUCAGAACCUGCUUUCUAAAGGUAUUCAUCCAACUACCAUUUCUGAAUCUUUCCAAAGUGCUGCUGCCGAAGCUGAAAAGAUUCUUGACGAAAUGAGUUCACCAGUCGAUUUGUCAAAUGACGCUCUGCUCAACAAGAUGGCUACAACAUCGUUGAACUCGAAGGUUGUUUCUCAACACUCAUGGUUGCUCGCACCUAUGGCAGUUAAUGCUGUCAAGAAGAUCAUCAAUUCAGAGAACGAUUCCAAUGUCAACCUGAAAAUGAUCAAGAUCAUCAAGAAAAUGGGAGACACGGUUGAAGAAUCCGAACUCAUCGAAGGAGCUCUCAUUGAUCAGAAAACCAUGGGACGUGGUGCUCCAACAAGAAUUGAGAAAGCCAAGAUUGGACUCAUUCAAUUCCAGAUUAGCCCCCCAAAAACUGACAUGGAAAAUCAAGUUAUUAUCACUGAUUAUGCUCAAAUGGAUCGUGCUUUGAAGGAAGAACGUCAAUACUUGCUAGAAAUUUGCAAGCAGAUUAAAGCUGCUGGUUGUAAUGUUCUUCUGAUUCAAAAGAGUAUUCUUAGAGAUGCUGUCAACGAACUCGCCUUGCAUUUCCUCGCCAAAAUGAAGAUCAUGUGCAUCAAAGAUAUUGAAAGAGAGGAUAUCGAGUUUUAUUCAAGAAUUCUCGGUUGCCGACCAGUUGCCUCUGUCGAUCAUUUUAAUGCUGAUGCACUCGGAUAUGCUGAUCUUGUGGAAGAGAUUCCAACUGGAGGAGAUGGAAAGGUCAUCAAGGUGACUGGUGUUCAAAAUCCAGGACAUGCUGUCUCUAUUCUUCUUCGUGGAUCAAACAAGUUGGUGCUUGAGGAGGCUGACAGAUCUAUCCACGAUGCUCUUUGUGUGAUUCGAUGCCUGGUUAAGAAGAAGGCUUUGUUGCCAGGAGGUGGAGCUCCAGAGAUGGAAAUCGCUGUAAAACUCCGAAAUCUGGCACAAACCCAACACGGAGCUACGCAAUACUGCUGGAGAGCAUUUGCUGAUGCACUUGAGCUCAUUCCAUACACACUUGCCGAAAACGCAGGAUUGUCACCAAUUCACACUGUUACGGAGUUGAGAAACAACCAUGCUAAUGGAAACAGUUCCUAUGGAGUAAACGUACGCAAGGGAUAUGUCACAGAUAUGGUUGAAGAAGAUGUUGUGCAGCCACUUCUUGUUACAGCAUCAGCUAUCAAGCAAGCAUCGGAAUGUGUUCGAUCAAUUCUCAAGAUUGAUGACAUUGUCAUGGCUGUCCGCUAAUCAAUACCUACGAUUGACAAAGACAGUUCAUAAUACUUCCUGCUCUACCGCCUGACGAAAAUUGUUACUUUAUGGUUUUGCUUCAUCCCAAUAAGGUCUCUUAAGAUGAUGUCAAGUUUUAAUUGCCCAUCAUGUGUGUUUAAUACCCGUAAAUGUUUUGCUGCUUUUCCGUUUGCAUCCUAUCCCGUUUUUUUCUGUUUUCAGUUUUGAUAAAGAAAUGCCUUCAACCG